AUGAGCCUUGAGAACGCCUUUUACGCCUUCGCCUCUUUUGGUGGCCCACACUCGAAAGAAAUGGACAACGCCCACUUUUCCAAGAUGCUGAAGGAGACGAAAAUAAUUGGGAAGGCCUUCACUAGCACGGACGCCGAUCUACUUUUCAACAAGGUGAAGGCAAAGGGAGCCCGCAAGAUCACCUACGCGGAGUUUGCCGACAAGGCUCUCCCUGAGAUUGCGACCAGGUUAAAAAAGUCCGUGGAUGAGGUGAUCGGGACUGUUGCAAACAGCUCUCCUGAGGCACGCGCAACAAAGGCCGACGCCGUGAAGUUUCACGACGACAAGAAUAUGUAUACGGGUGUCUACAAGGCUGGUGGACCGACCAACGUGGAUCGCAACCCUGGCUCGCUUGCCGGUGUUGUUGACCGACGUGUGGAGCAGACCGAUGUGCGUGGCACGACUUCCACUCAGAAGUAG
This is a messenger RNA of Trypanosoma rangeli, 459 nucleotides long. RefSeq names its product flagellar associated protein. Bases 1 to 459 code for a protein of 152 amino acids. Gene Ontology annotation, cellular component: microtubule. The record is from RefSeq and is a predicted model, not a curated record. Gene Ontology annotation, molecular function: tubulin binding. Gene Ontology annotation, biological process: positive regulation of protein polymerization; microtubule bundle formation; microtubule polymerization. Lineage: Eukaryota; Euglenozoa; Kinetoplastea; Trypanosomatida; Trypanosomatidae. The transcript has a single exon.